This is a messenger RNA of Adineta steineri, 711 nucleotides long. The record is from the annotation of a GenBank genome assembly. Lineage: Eukaryota; Metazoa; Rotifera; Eurotatoria; Adinetida; Adinetidae.
AUGACCGACAGUGAUAUAGACGAUUUUAAAAUAACAUUUUUCUACAAAUUUAAAUCGUUAGAAUGGGAUUAUUUACAAUCAUUAUCAGAUAACAAGAAGAAACUUCUCAGCCGCGAUGAUCAAUUAGAAAAUUAUAAUCCAUGUCAUAUACUUGAAUAUGGUGAAAUUUUUGCUACAUUAUGCGGUCUCAAACCGUGUACUCUGUUAGCACAUUACGUAAUGCAUGAAUAUGCAACAGGUCUUGUUGAAAAAGCACUAAAACCAUUGUUUGAUGAAUAUGAAUUAGAAAAAGAAGGAUUUGAAUUAUGGAAAUUGAAAUCACCAGUGACAGAACUUUACAGAGGUGGUUGGAUCUUUGCGAAUAAAAAACAUGAACAAUAUUCACUUGUAAAACAAGUUUUCGUGACUACCUCUUUAUCGAGCAAUAAGGUCGAUAUUGGACGUGCACUUGGUUAUCCACUACCAUAUGGCAAAUAUACAAUUGAAUAUAUCGAUGAUACAGAAUCGAAGGAACGUAACACAUGUUGUGUGCCAAUACUUGAAUAUAACGUUGGUGCCGCUAGUGAAGAAAACUUUACUAUUAUUCUAUUUCAUCUUGAUGAAUAUGCAAAAUUAUGGAAAAAAAUUGGCAGAAAUCUGACUAUUGAUCUUUCUGAACAUCCAUUAAUGGAAAAAUGGUUUACGGACAUAAAAAAUGGACGAAAGAAAUAG